AUGAUGCUAGUGCUAGUGCUAGCGCAAAAACAACCCGACAGCAAAAACAGUCAAGACCAGAUUGAUGACAAUAAUGUAAUUUUGAAAAAAGCAUCCGAUGCCACAUUAUACUCGAUGGAGAACAAUUGGUUCAACGAUGACAAUAUAACGAAACUUCCGUACACAUACUCAACAAACACCAUUCCUCAAUCUCAAUCUCAUCAAAGCAAUAUGAGCAAGAAAUCUCACGAUGCCUCAAUAAUGAAUUUGGACGAGCAUUUAGAUGAAUUAUGCGACAAGAGUCACAACAAGCAAAAGCUAAGAAAGCAAAGAUGGAAACUGAUUAACGAAGAGAAACAGUUUCUUUCAAAUAUAGAUGAAUCAUUACUACCGCCAGUGCUAAAGAGUAACUACAAAAACAAUACUCUGCAAGAAUGCUACAAAAACACUACUCUACAAGAAUGCUACAAAAACACUCUACAAGAAUGCUACGAAGACAAGACAAUGUCUGGGUUGGAGCAAAUUACAGGAUACCAGCUAAGGCUGCAGAGUCAAUGGGACUUGGAAGAAUACAACAAGGUAAAGCAAGUAUCGGGAUACGUUGUUACCCCAGGCAUGCACCGGUUGGUAAGUGAUUCAAAUCUCUUGAUGAGCCACGCAAAGGAUAUAACCGAAGAUCUUCUACCAAUGAAGGAACCACCAAUUGAUAACAUUGACGAUUUGAGCGAGUUGUCCAUAAUUCACCCUUCCUACAGUAAUCGAAACGAUGGAGUACCGCCGUCAUUGCAACCUUCCUACAGUAUGCAAAACGAUGGAGUACCGCCGUCAUUGCAACCUUCCUAUAGUGUCCAAAACGAUGGAGUAUUGCCAUCAUUGCACCCUUCCUACAGUAUGCAAAACGAUGGAGUACCGCCAUCAUUGCACCCUUCCUACAGUAUGCAAAACGAUGGAGUACCGCCAUCAUUGCACCCUUCCUACAGUAUGCAAAACGAUGGAGUACCGCCAUCAUUGCACACUUUUCGCAAACCAAGUGAUGAUUCAAUAGUUAGUACUUUACCCAGUCAAAACGACAACAACCAAGAAAUAAAUCGGUUACAACUUGAGCCGCAGACACCACCGCAAUCUUCCCAACAAGAAUCUAUAAAGAAGGAAGAAUCGCCACUUAGAAGGUUCUUGAAAGAGUCCAAAUCGAGUCCCAGGAGGAUAUUUCGAUCAAGCACAACCCACUUCAGUCACAGCAACCACAACCACAGCCACAGCCACAGCCACAACCAUUCCAAUUCCAUAAUAUCAAACUCAUUUUCUUUUAAAUCCAGCAGCAUAUCAAAACCGUCUUCACCAAAGAGACUAAAAAGCCUUUUAGGAAUCCAUAAACAUAGUCUCAGCGUGCCGAAUUUCGCUGUAGCAACAAAUAUACCCAAUCUACAGUCAUCCGAUGCCACUCUCGGCAAUUUCAAGUCCCUGUCCCCUUCUCCUCAACACACUAUAUACCACUCUGUUUACUCAUUAAAUCGCAUCGAACCAAUUGAUCUUUGGGACACGCACACAAUGAACUAUGAUUACAACCGUGACAACCACCUUCAAAAAAUGACUACAACAAACCAUCAUCAUCAUCAUCAUCAUCAUCUAAUCAAUGAUGAGUUAGAUUACUAUCAGCCAGAGUAUUAUCAGCCAAGUUUCAAUGCUGAAGAGAGCGGUGAAUCGAGUACCCGGAUAAGUUCCUUACCGAGUCAAGUAAUCGGAGAGUACGAUAAGGAGAAAUGGCGAACAAUUAAGACCUUGAAUGAAGGUGGAAUGUAA
This is a messenger RNA of Lodderomyces oxycetoniae, 1779 nucleotides long. RefSeq lists its product as uncharacterized. The coding region runs from base 1 to 1779 and encodes 592 amino acids. The record is from RefSeq and is a predicted model, not a curated record. The transcript has a single exon. NCBI's taxonomy places the organism in Eukaryota, Fungi, Ascomycota, Pichiomycetes, Serinales, Debaryomycetaceae.